GCCGCCCCCCGGGCUUCUUGCACUGCGCCUCCUUCGGGGACCCCCACGUGCGCAGCUUCCACCACCACUUCCACACGUGCCGUGUCCAGGGAGCCUGGCCACUGCUGGAUAAUGACUUUCUUUUUGUUCAGGCCACCAGCUCCCCAGUGGCCUUGGGGGCCAACGCCACCGCCACCCGUAAGCUGACCAUUAUAUUUAAGAACAUGCAGGAAUGCAUUGACCAGAAGGUCUACCAGGCGGAGGUGGACAACCUUCCUGCGGCCUUUGAAGACGGGUCUAUGAACGGAGGCGACCGGCCGGGGGGCUCGAGUUUGUCCAUCCGAACCUCUAGCCCCGGGCGACACGUGGAGAUCCGCGCCGCCUACAUCGGCACGACCAUCGUGGUCCGGCAGACAGCUGGGCAGCUCUCCUUCUCCAUCAAGGUCGCAGAGGACGUGGCCAGGGCCUUCUCGGCUGAGCAGGACCUGCAGCUCUGUGUUGGGGGGUGUCCCCCAAGUCAGCAGCUCUCCCGCUCGGAGCGCAGUCGCCGGGGCGCCAUGACCAUCGACAGCGCGCGGCAGCUGUGCAAACAGGGGCUGCCUGUGGAAGACGCUUACUUCCACUCCUGCGUCUUCGACGUGUUAAUCUCUGGAGACCCCAACUUUACUGUGCCAGCUCAGGCAGCUCUGGAGGAUGCCAGAGCCUUCCUGCCAGACUUGGAAAAGCUGCAUCUCUUCCCCUCAGAUGGUGGGGUUCCUCUUUCUUCAUCAGCCCUCCUGGCCCGGCUCCUUUCCGGGCUCUUUGUUCUGGGCUUUGCAUUCGGUAGCUAGGCCAGGCACAAUUUAACAGGGGGAAAUGACUCCGGGGUGCAGUUUGGCCAGGGCAAGCGAAGAGAAUGACUGAAGCAAAUAGAGGCUGGGAGGUGCAGGAAGUGAUGCCACUGACCCAGAGACAGAGGAGGCUGUAGUCCAGGGUGAGAAGGACUGGAACGUGACGAUUCCCCACAAGGCUUCUGCUGUCCAAACCUCUGCAGGGGUUGGUCAGCGAUGUCUCAGUCCCCUGUAUAGUAAGUGACUUGUCCCAAACCACCCACUCCCGAGGUCACCUCCACAAGCUUGGAGGCUAUGAGGGUCCUGGCAAUCUGUAGAAAACUAAGGGUUGAGAGUUCCUAGAGGGAAGAACUUGCAGAGGAGAUUGUGAUAACCACCCACAAGAAAUUCAACAUCUAGCAAUAUUUUCUCUUGUAAGGGAGGAGGAAAUAUUGCAGGAAACAAGACUUUCAUAACUCUAUGUGGGUAAGAUGUGUUCUGCUUUCUUGGGUCAGAAUGAGGUGGGUUCUAGUUACAGGGACUCUCUGGGGGUGGAGAAUGACAGGAAAGAAUCCGUCAUCCCCCCAUCCUUAACUAAUCUGUUAUUAAAGCUCUGAAUUCUUCACAACCCCUCUGCUGCCUAAGUGUAAUCUUUUUGCAGACGCUUGAUGUGAUGGAAGCAAGGCACUGUGU
Messenger RNA from Condylura cristata (star-nosed mole), 1481 nucleotides. RefSeq names its product hemochromatosis type 2 (juvenile) (gene HJV). Gene Ontology annotation, cellular component: plasma membrane. Gene Ontology annotation, biological process: BMP signaling pathway. NCBI's taxonomy places the organism in Eukaryota, Metazoa, Chordata, Mammalia, Eulipotyphla, Talpidae. Gene Ontology annotation, molecular function: coreceptor activity. The coding region runs from base 204 to 809 and encodes 201 amino acids. The transcript is spliced from 2 exons. The record is from RefSeq and is a predicted model, not a curated record.